UAACAUGGUGUAAGCUUCUUCUCAUUUUUCUUUCUAUUAUGUUGACCUUAAGAAGAAAGUGACAAGGAUUAAAAAAAUUAAUGUAAGGAAAAAAGUUGGAAUUGUUUUUCAAUAAAUUGGGUAGUUUAAAGGAAGUGAAGAGCGGUUUUGGUAGUGGUGGUGGUCGAGAAACGAGAAAGCUUCUUUUUUUCUCUACGAUCAGAUUUUUCUCAGAGUGAGAGAUCAAUCGAGCGGGAAAGAUAAUUCAUUAUUGCCAUGGGAGAUGACGAGCUGUCUCACCUCAAAUUCACCCUUCUGCUGGAAUCAGCAGCCUGCAAUGAUCUCUCCGGCUUUAAGUCUCUAAUCGAAGAAGAGGGUCUCUCUACCAUUGAUCGGUCCGGUUUAUGGUACGGGAGGAGGUUAGGAUCAAAGAAGAUGGGUUUCGAAGAGAGGACGCCUCUUAUGAUCGCCGCCUUGUUUGGAAGCAAAGAGAUCGUUGAUUACAUCAUCAGCACCGGUCUUGUGGAUGUGAACCGCUCUUGCGGCUCUGAUGGUGCAACAGCGCUUCACUGCGCUGUCUCCGGCUUGUCUGGGAAUAGCCUCGAGGUCGUUACUCUUCUCCUGAACGCUUCUGCUGAUCCGGAAUCUCGUGAUGCAGAUGGUAGCAAGCCUGUGGAUGUGAUGACGUUCCCGUGCUUGAGUCCGGUUUUUAGCGGGAGGAAGAAGGUUUUGGAGAGGUUGUUGAAUGGAAAUGAAGCUGAUGUUCAAGAAGAAGAGGCUGAGGUUGAAGUUGAGGUUGAAGUUUUGCUUUCGCCUCCGAGGAAGGAGUACCCUAUUGAUCCGACUCUUCCGGAUAUCAAGAACGGUAUAUACGGAACAGAUGAAUUCCGUAUGUACGCGUUCAAAAUCAAACCGUGUUCCAGAGCAUACUCACACGACUGGACCGAGUGUCCCUUCGUUCACCCAGGCGAGAACGCGAGGAGGCGUGAUCCGAGAAAGUAUCAUUACAGCUGCGUCCCAUGCCCCGAGUUCCGCAAAGGUUCUUGCUCAAGAGGCGAUUCUUGCGAGUACGCUCACGGGAUCUUCGAGUGCUGGCUUCACCCUGCUCAGUACCGUACCCGUCUCUGCAAGGACGAGACGAAUUGCUCGAGGAGAGUUUGUUUCUUUGCGCACAAACCUGACGAGCUUCGUCCCUUGUACACUUCGACAGGAUCUGGUGUUCCUUCUCCGAGGUCUUCCUUCUCGUCUUGCAACGACAUGGGACCGAUCAGUCCGCUUCCUCCGUUGAGUCCCAACGGUGGAAUGCUAACCACACCUCCUCUGAGUCCUAACGGUAUACCUUCUCCUAUUGGUAGCGGAAAGCCUUGGAUGAACUGGCCUAGCGCUACCCCUCCGACACUGCAUCUCCCAGGGAGCAGGCUCAAGUCCGCGUUGAACGCGAGAGAAUUCAACUUCUCUGAGGAGAUUCAUCAAAGCCUUGCUUCUCCGGGGAGAUGGAACAAUAAUAACACAGCUGCUUCACCUCCCUUCUCUGGAAACGGCAUGAAGAGGCUUUCGAGUGGAGGAAUCAGCCCGGUUCAUAGCCUAAGCGAUAUGUUCGGGGCCAGCAGCCUCUCCUCGUCCCCUGUGGGAGCUAACUAUCAGUUCUCAAUGGAUUCCUUGGCUUCGAGAGCGGCUGCGUUUGCUAAUCAGAGGAGCCAGAGCUUCAUAGAAAGCAAUAAUCAACAGCAUCCCGUGACUACUACUUGUCUAGAUGAUUGGGGGUCAUUGGACGGAAAGCUUGACUGGAGCGUGAACGGAGACGAGCUGCAAGAUCUCAGGAACUCCACUUCUUUCCGUCUCAGAGCUGGUAGCAUGGAAUCAAGAACCCCCACGGAGCUUGAGGAACCAGAUGUCUCGUGGGUGGAGCCGCUGGUGAAAGAGCCACAGGAGACAAGGGUGGCUCCGGUUUGGAUGGAGCAAUCAUACAUGGAGACAGAACAGACCGUGGCUUGAAUCAAAGUUUUGAAACAUCAUUAACAAAGAAGCAGAAGAAGAGAAAAAGAGAAGUCUAAACAAAUUUAUGAGGUCGUUGCUAAUCUUAUUACAUUUGUUGUUUUAAAUGUUUCUUUCUUUCUCUAGAAUAAGAAUAAAAAAGUUUCUUUGGGGGCAAAAGAGAGUUUGUUUGUCUCUCUUUUGUCUCCAUAGAAAAAAUACAGAGGUGAUUAAGGUUUCUAAAACCAAAAAGAAACCUUAACUCACCUCACUUCCUUGAUUCUUUUCAUAUUUAAUCAAUUUCCUUUUAUAAUUAUGUUUA
Molecule: messenger RNA, 2275 nt
Organism: Brassica rapa (field mustard)
Lineage: Eukaryota; Viridiplantae; Streptophyta; Magnoliopsida; Brassicales; Brassicaceae
Product: zinc finger CCCH domain-containing protein 66
Molecular function (GO): protein binding; metal ion binding
Source: RefSeq, a predicted model, not a curated record